UGACGUAAAUUCGGUUAUGUUCACUCAAUCCCAAUUUAAAACAGGACCAAACUUCCAUUCCAUAACUAACAUAUUUCAUAAUUUUUGCAACUCAAAGAAUCUAAAAGCCAUUAAAGUAUUUCAUGCACAUUUAAUUACAACAGGAUUACUCUUCAUCUCCCCUAAUCUUCAGUUCAAACUCAUAUCAUCAUCCACAACUUCACUUCAAACCUUAACCAAUUUUUUCAAAUUACUCAAACCAAGAAACCCUUUACUCUUAAAUUCAAUUCUUUCCCAUUUUUCCCAAAAUGGAUAUCAUUCUUUAUCUCUUCAUAUAUUCUCUUUUAUGCAUUUUAAUUGUAUUGACAUUGAUUCAUACACGUUGUGUAGUUCCAUUACAGCUUCAUCUGGUGUGAAAAAUAUAAACUUUGGGGAAAUAAUUCAUACCCAUGUGAUAAAAUCAGGUUGGUUAUCUAGUGUUUAUGUGGGGUGUGCUUUAGUUGAUUUGUAUACGAAAUCUUUGUGUAUCAAGAAUGCAGAUAUGUUGUUCGAUGAAAUGCCUGUGAAGAAUGCAGUGUGUGUAAAUGCACUUCUUUCUGGUUAUUCUGAAGCUAAGAUGUGGAUAGAUGGACUGGCAUUGGUUAGAAAGACGUUAUCUUUAAAUCUAUGUUGUGAUAAUUUCACUUUUUCGGCUGCUUUGCGAGCUUGUGUUGGGCUAUGUGCUUUUGAAUUGGGUAAGCAGGUUCAUGGAUGUGUUAUUCGAAAAGUUGAUGAUGUGGAAUCUGAUGUGUUUCUGCAAAGUUUGUUGAUUGAAAUGUAUGGAAAAUGUGGGUUGGUGGAGAAAGCUAGGCAUGUUUUUGAUAUGGUCGGGUUUAGAUGUAGAGAAAGAAAGAAGGAUGUUGUUCUGUGGACAUCAAUGCUCGGUGUUUGCGGAAGAAAUGGGAAAUUUGAAGAAGCGAUUAGUCUUUUUAAUGACAUGGUAAUGGAUGGAAUUAAACCAGAUGGUGUAGCGUUAUUGACUGUUCUUUCCGCUUGUAGUCAUACUGGUCACAUAAAUCUUGGAAUGGAGUACUUUGAAUCAAUGGCAUCUAAUUACAGUUUGGAACCCAGCCCCGAGCACUAUAGUUGUGUGAUUGAUUUACUGUGUCACGCAGGUGAGUUGGAUAGAGCAUGGAAUUUAAUCAAUGACUUAUCUUACGAAGAGAAUGGUAAUUUCACUGUUACUUUGUGGGGGACCUUGCUUAGUGCCUGCCAUAAUUUUGACAAUGUCGAAAUAGGUAAAUUAGCUGCUCAAAGGGCACUGGAUUUGGACCCUCAAAACGACGGUGUUUAUGUUCUGCUAUCGAACAUGUAUACCAGGAAUGGCAUGUGGAAUGAAAUUGAGAUGUUGAGGGAACAAAUAAAAGAGAAGGGAUUAAAGAAAGAUAUAGGACAUAGUUUGGUAAAUAUCACUAGAUGAGAUAAAGGCAAUGAUCAGAAAUAAGCCACAUUCUUCUUCUCGUGGAUUCGUUUAGUUAAAGAAAUGGUUUAAGAGGUAUCACUGCCACAGAUUGUGAGGGCCCUUGUUGUUUCCAUUUAGUAAGAUACAUAGCUAAAAGUGAAGUGAUAAAGACUGCCUCUUCCAUCUCAAUAAAGAGCUACUUGAAAGAAAUCUUUAUUCUACUGAACUGGAGAAGUUCUAGAACUCAAUUUUCAUUUUAGCUCUUUAAAGUGUUUUUGGACUUGAAGGGAUGGAUCGAUUUCUUUUUUGUGAAGUGACAACACAGAAAGAGGAUUUGGGCUGGGCCAUGACUUUGAAAUGCUCGGACUUGAUGAGAAAUAUAAGGAGAGUUCUAUAGCAAUGAAAGAUUAUGGAAUUACAUAAGAGCAGGGAGGAGGGAGGAUUUAGAGUAGAUAAAGAAGAAACUCUGGCAAUUAAAUGUAGUUUUUUGGGGACAAGCCAGUCAUCAGGGCUGCAUGAUGGCGUGAUGACGCACACAACAUGACACGAACUAGGUCAUCUGGAAGAGUAACCAUAAUCCUUUAUAAGUUGCCUCAUAGUUGAAGUAUAAAGAUUACAACUAAAUAUCCGGAAAUUACUCCUUAGUUCUUAACUUUUUUGAUAGUUCAGAAUCAAAAUGAAAUGGGUCCUAAUUAGUCCAUUUAACAUAUGAUAGACAGAUGAGCUAUAUGAAAGGAAGUCCAAAUCAUAUUGUGCUAAGAAAUAUGCUUGCCUCUCCAGUGAAGGAUGAAUUUAUUGCUUGUUUUUUCAUCGUUGUGCAUUGAGAUUCAUUUGCUAAGUUGUGGGAGGACUUGAGUAUCACUGACAGUCGUUGGAAGUUAGAGAAGUUGUGGAACCUGAUAGUUAUGUAUGCAUAAGGUGAUCCUUAUGGUUCAGUUGGACAUGUCAAACUCUCAUGUAUAGCAAGACUCAGUUCAUGAAAUAAGUUGGAUAUGAUCUUCUAAAACCAUGUAUCUAGAUGGAAUAUGCGCUAUGCUGUUCAAAGAUCUCCAGAUAUUCUCAAGUGUACUACCAUUAGCUACUAAUGCAUAAUUCAUCCUAAUAAAGAUUGCAUCUCAACAGUUUUUCACUGUGAAUUUCGUUUAUCUAUUUAGUCUAAUAAAUAGAAGAUAUCGUUUAUGGUUUAUUUCAGUGCCAGAGAUGCAAUUUCAUAUUGCAAGAUUCAGAAGGUAAUUGAGCUUGGCAGAUGGACAGCAUCUACAUCUUAAACCUGCCUCCAAUCAUGAAUUUAUUAUAACUAUUUGUAAAGUUUUUGUCGUUACUCUGCUGAGAACCCUGAUUUAAGAUUGCUUUUUCAUUUUUAUCUUGAUAUGUGAUGUACUUGUAAUUUUCUGCAAAAUAGAGAGUCACGAGAAAGUUAUAACUGUACCAAUCUACGAGAAGAGAGUAGCACUAAAAUGUGUCUGAGUGGAGUGAUACAGAGCUUGCUCCAUUAAUUGUGCUUUGCUAGCGUAAUGAAUGAUAUUUGUUUUCUUUUAUUGUUGAAAAUCAUUUGACUGCAUUUGGUACAGAACCUCAUUUGAAUGUUGUGUUCUGUUAAUAUGAAUUGAUUCAGAAGUAUA
Messenger RNA from Lycium barbarum (goji berry), 3042 nucleotides. Its product is annotated as putative pentatricopeptide repeat-containing protein At3g23330. The transcript has a single exon. The record is from RefSeq and is a predicted model, not a curated record. Lineage: Eukaryota; Viridiplantae; Streptophyta; Magnoliopsida; Solanales; Solanaceae. Gene Ontology annotation, biological process: RNA modification. Bases 17 to 1438 code for a protein of 473 amino acids. Gene Ontology annotation, molecular function: RNA binding; protein binding.